Molecule: messenger RNA, 3071 nt
Organism: Bicyclus anynana (squinting bush brown)
Lineage: Eukaryota; Metazoa; Arthropoda; Insecta; Lepidoptera; Nymphalidae
Product: inter-alpha-trypsin inhibitor heavy chain H3
Exons: 25
Coding region: 89-3004 (971 amino acids)
Source: RefSeq, a predicted model, not a curated record
UAAAAGCACGCAAAUAUUAUAUUCUCUGCAAAAUCGACCCGACGGACGGACGUACAUUUAUAUAUCAGUUGAUUACAAGAGGUCCACAAUGGAACGCCUUGGGCUGAUGGCAGUGCUGUGCGUCAGCGUGCUAGCGGCGAGCGCGCACUCGGCGGUGCUGCCGACUCUACAAGAGCUGGUGGUCGCUGGUGACCAUCCGAUAGUGCGAAGGAGUGUGGAUUCCGUUACAAAUAUACCGUAUCAGCCCAUCAAAAAGACAGAGAUGCGCGUGCGCUCCGAAGUGGCGCUGCGCUACGCGCGCACGUCAGUGAUCACGCACGUCGCGAACCCCGACUCGCGGCCGCAGGAGGCCACCUUCCGCAUGCUGCUGCCCGACACCGCCUUCAUCAGUGGAUUCACUAUGAUCAUUGGAGGAAAACCAUACAAAGCGUAUGUGAAAAGCAAACUCGAAGCUAAACAAAUUUAUACUCAAGCAGUCUCACAGGGCAGUGCAGCCGCUCACGUUGCUACUAAAGCUCGCAACUCCAACCACUUCACUGUAUCAGUCAACGUGGAAGGCAACACUACCGCCAUCUUUGAUUUGCGUUACGAAGACUUUUUAGUGCGCCGCAACGGACUGUACAGUCACGUCAUCAACCUGCAUCCCGGCGCGCUGGUGCCGGUCAUGGAGGUCGUCGUGCAUAUCAAGGAAUCACAAAAAAUCAUUAAACUGGAAGUUCCUGAGCUGAGGACUGGUAACGAAAUUGAUGCGACGAAAAAUGAUGCACAAAACCCGAUGGCCGUUAUUCGAAGAGGUACAAACUAUCGAGAAGUAACUGUUACUUUUACUCCUGAUUUAAAAGAACAGAGAAGACUUGCUAAAAUAUACAUGGACAAGAGCAGCGGAGACGGUACGGCGCUUGGACAGUUUGUGGUGGAGUACGACGUAGAACGGUCCAACGAUGAUGAAAUAUUGGUAAACGAUGGCUACUUCGUGCAUUUCCUCGCUCCGACCUUACUCCCGCCGUUAAGCAAACACGUGGUGUUUGUACUCGACACGUCGUGGUCUAUGGCGGGCCGCAAAAUAGAUCAACUCCGUAAAGCCAUGGACACCAUACUCUCUGAACUUAAACCGUACGACUACUUCAACAUUGUGGAAUUCAAGACCGAGGUUAUGAUGUAUGAACUGAGGGAUGGUGAUAAUUACAUUCAUUAUUCACAAUACUACAAUGAAUACUCGGUAGUACCACCAGCGAUCGCUUCAUGGACCAAUAUUGCUAAGGCGAAAGCUAUAGUUUCUGGAUUGUAUGAUUCGGGGUUUACAAAUAUUAUGGGUGCUCUGGAUGCAGCAUUGACUCUUGUGAAGAAAGGAGUUCAUCAGAACACAGAUCACAAUGAACACAUAAAAUUGUCAGCGCAGUCAGAACCAAUCAUCAUAUUUUUGACGGACGGCGAACCGGUAGUAGGGGAAACUAAAACUGACGUAAUAAUCGAGCGUGUAACUCAGAGAAAUACUGGCGAUAUGAAAGCAGCCAUAUACUCGCUCGCCUUUGGCGACGGCGCUGACCGCGACUUCUUACGCAAGCUCUCUCUCCGCAACAACGGCUUCAUGCGGCACAUCUACGAAGCGGCGGAUGCAGCGCUGCAGCUGCAGGACUUCUACCGACAGGUGUCGUCGCCACUCCUCGCUAACGUCAAGUUUACAUAUCCCGCUAAUCAGAUAAAAGCAGGGUCAGUAAGUCAGAGUGAGUUCCGCACUAUCAACAAGGGCUCGGAAGUGGUGAUCGUGGGGCAGAUCGCGGAUGACGUCACCGAGAUGACGCCACAGAUCCUCGGAUUUUGUGGUGCUGGACAAGAUCUGGGAUUGAUACGGUAUGUAGUAGAUUCAACUGUAGUAGUGAAUCGUACCAAAGACGAGCACUUGCCGCUAGAGCGCCUGUGGGCCUACCUCACCAUCAAGCAAUUGCUGGACAAACGCGACGCGGGCGAUCACAGCACCGGCGAGAACAGCCCUGAGAAGAAGGCCCUGGACAUAGCUCUUAAGUAUGCGUUUGUGACACCUCUGACGUCACUCGUAGUGGUCAAGCCGCAUGAGACCAGCGCAGUUGAUGUGGAAUCUGCAGACAAGCUACCCACUGGAGCUCCGACCAGUUUUACACCACUCUCAGCUCCGAAUGCCCCAGCACCGACCACCCCACGGAGAGCGUUGAUGCCAAGCUACUCGUCUGAUGCUUACGAUACAGAUAGAUCAUUCAUAGCAAGUUCUAAAUCUAGCGGGUAUCCUGGAAGAUUAUAUGGCAUGAUGUCAAAUAAUAUUGGAGCUCCGACCAGUUUUACACCACUCUCAGCUCCGAAUGCCCCAGCACCGACCACCCCAGCACCGACCAACCCACGGAGAGCGUUGUUGCCAACCUACUCGUCUGAUGCUUACGAUACAGAUAGAUCAUUCAUAGCAAGUUCUAAAUCUAGCGGGUAUCCUGGAAGAUUAUAUGGCAUGAUGUCAAAUAAUAUUGGUUACGACAAUACUUAUACUCUUAGCAUUGAUGGUGCACCCGGCAACAAUUAUUUGUUCACGAAAAACCAGUUUGAUUACGAUGACAGUUUGAUCUCUUCUUUAAACAGUUAUGUCACCGAAACUAUAGUUCCCCCUACCACCACCACCAGAACUAAGACACAAGCUCCAAUUACUUCAAGAAGCAAUUAUAACCUCGAAGGCUAUAGCUGGACGUCUUCACUCCUCAACGCCAGCGCUGGAGCUCUUGCUGUGCGAGGAACAAACGGCGAACAAGUGUUUCUGAAGCUCACCACAGAUAUUAACCCUCCAGUAGCAGUGAGCGGAGACGUCGCGUGCUCGAACAGCACGUACGCAGUCGACACGAGCGACGAGACGGGCAGCGUGUGCGUCUACGUCACGCGGUGCUACGCCGCACGCAGCAUUACUGCCGACGACUAUCAGAACAGCUACUGCGUUGUCAACAACAGAUACGCUGGUAUUUGCUGCCCAGAAGACAAAGUUAUGUUUUAGCUAUUCAUAUUUAAAUAUAGUUAAUUUUAUUUUUAAAUAAAGUUUAAUAAAUUCAUGUAACUAUUUU